Molecule: messenger RNA, 4108 nt
Organism: Drosophila biarmipes
Lineage: Eukaryota; Metazoa; Arthropoda; Insecta; Diptera; Drosophilidae
Gene: fz4
Product: frizzled-4
Exons: 3
Coding region: 890-2989 (699 amino acids)
Biological process (GO): canonical Wnt signaling pathway; non-canonical Wnt signaling pathway
Cellular component (GO): plasma membrane
Molecular function (GO): Wnt receptor activity; Wnt-protein binding
Source: RefSeq, a predicted model, not a curated record
GUCACUCUGACAACGAACAAAAAAUAAAAUAAUGAAUAACGAACUAAACUAGUUGUUUUUAGUGCCAAAACAGCAUUUCUUUUAUUUUUUAAGUUUCCCAAACAAACCAAGUGCAAUUCGCGAACGAUUUUAAGCAUAACAAGAUCGCUUCCGAGUCAAUCGCUGAGGAAAAACCCGUUUGUGGACCUGGAGCAGCGGGGGGUGGCCAGCGGUGGAGCAAGGGGGGAGUGGCUGGGGCAGGCGAACGAGGCGGGGAAAGAGGAGAAGCGAUAACAAGAACGACGCCGAAAAAAAGGUAGUUAACGAGUUGGAGUUGACAAGCUGGAAAGCAGUGGAAGGAGCGAGCGAGAGAGAGGGCGAGAACCUGGAACAGGUUACCCCUCCCCUUCCAGCGAGCCAGCGAUCCACCGAAGAACACAGAAUCUGCAUAAGUUCGAAUUCUUCGGGCAGAGCAGAGUGGACCUUUAGCGAGGAAAGCCCCAAGAUCGGAUGCUUUGGGAAGACAAUAGGAGAAACGCUGACAGAAGAAGCCCCCAGGACUCAGGCCUCUGGAAGGGCAAAUCAGAAACACCAAUUUCGAAUUCUUCGCUGGAAAAGUAAUAGGAAACCUAAGGAACGAAAGACCAAGAUCAGAUUCUUUGGGUAAAAAAUCAAAGAAACGACAAGUGAAGAAGCACCCAGGUUUGGAGUCUCUGGAAGGGCUAUAAGAAACACCAAUUUCGAACUCUUCGCUGGAAAAAUACCUGGAACCCUGGAAAGACCAAGAUCAGAUUCUUUGGAAGGAAAAUCAGGGAAAGUUCAAGCGAAGAAGAACCCAAGUUUCGAGCCUCUGGAAGGGCGAAUAAGAAACCCCAAUUUCGAAUUCUUCUCCAGAAGAAAACCCCAAGAAAUGAAGCCUCCCACCCUAAUAUACCCCCUGGUGCUGCUGCUCCUCCAUCCGCGCCUGGCCACAGCCACAUCCAGUGGCAAUCCCAGCGCCAGCUCCAGUUCCCCGCCAGAGAUCCCCGCCUUCCGCCAAUGCGAGACCAUCCGCAUAGAGAUGUGCCGCAAUAUCGGCUACAACGAGACCUCCAUGCCCAAUCUGGUGGGUCACGAGAUGCAAGCGGAUGUGGAGUACACCCUGCAGACGUUCGCCCCCCUCAUCGAGUACGACUGCAGCUCCCAGCUGAAGCUGUUCCUGUGCGCCGCCUAUGUGCCCAUGUGCACGCCCAAGGCACCCGUCCAUGCCAUUGGUCCCUGCCGCAAUCUCUGCGAAUCGGUGCGGAUACGCUGUCAUCCGGUGCUGCAGGGCUUCGGCUUCCCUUGGCCACCGGCGCUGGACUGUGAGCGGUUUCCGCGCGAGAACAACCACGAGACCAUGUGCAUGGAGGGACCCGGUGAAAUGCAUCAGCCGCAACAGGAUCAGGAUCCAUAUGGCCUGCCGGGACAGGGAAUGCCAGGCGGAUUGGGUGGAAAGCUGCCGCUGGAUUGCUCGGGCUUGGCCAAGUCGCAUCUGUAUGUCCGGCUACCCCGGUCGGGACGGUGUGCACCGCUCUGUGAGGCGGAUAUUCUGUUUACGCCGGCGGAGAAGCAUCUGGCCGAGAUCUGGGUCUCCACGUGGGCCUAUGCCGCCCUGGGACUGGCCCUGGUGGCCACCGUCUGUCUGCUGGCCAGCGAUGGCAGCCGCUUGGCCAGUGCCAAGUGGUCCAGACUGUUGUCGCCGCUCAUCUGGUGCCACAACAUGGUCACCCUGGGCUGGGCCGUGCGCUUCGUGGUGGGCCGAACGGGCACUGCCUGUGGCACGGAUCCCCAGGCCCCCAACGAAUCGCUGCUCAGCGUGGACGGACUGUCGAAUGCCUCUUGCGCCAGUGUCUUCCUCAUGCGGUACUACUUCGGGAUGGCCGCCUGCGCUUGGUGGGCUGUGCUCUGCUUGGGCUGGCACCGCGACAUUCGCCGGCACAGUCCCGACUCCAAGGGCCAUGUGGCCAUUCCCGCCAACUUUGGCGGCAGUCCAGCGAAGAGGAAUGCCAAGGCCGCCCAGCAGGAUGUAACGCAGAACAACUUCGUGUGCUUCGUGGCUUGGGGCCUGCCCGCCUUUCAAACGGCAGCCGUGAUCGUGGCUCGUUUCGUCGAUGCAGAUGAGUUGCUGGGUGCCUGCUUUGUGGGCAACCAGUCGGAUAAGGCUCUCCAGAUACUGGUGGCCACGCCUGUCUUUUGCUACUGGAUCUUCGGCUCGAUGAACCUGAUUUCCGGCUACCUGGUGCACUGCCGCACCAAGGAGAUCUUGAGGAACAGCAAUACUUUGAGCCUACAACAGCAGCUCCAGCAGCUGAGUGCCCAUAGUAGUUCGGGCAUUGGCGUAUUCCUCUUCAUCUACGGACUGGCGUGUGCCCUGCUCCUCCUGGCAGUCAUCUAUGAGUUUGCCAACAUCGAUGUGUGGCUGGGAUCGGGCGAUACGGAUACGCCGCUGUGGCCCUUUUUGGUGCGCGCCUUCAUGGAGCUGAUGCUGGGCAUUUGCUGUUUCGCCUGGGUCCUCGGACCGAGUAUAUCCACGCUGUACAAAAGGCAGGUGGGCAAUGGCAAGAUGGUGAAGCAGCCGAGCGCAGGGGGAGUAGGCGGAGGAGCUGGCCACCUGGACGGUCACAGCAGCUCGAGGGGAUCGCAUGCGGCUUGCAAUAGCACGGUGGUCUCGUACCAUUCGGUGCGGCCCUCGAUGGCCAGUGCACCGUUGCCGCAGAGUCCCUACAAGCUGAAGACCUCGCCGGGCGCGGGCUCCAUAUCGCUGAAUCAGAUGUCCAACUACUCGCUGGGCAGGAGCAUGCACCACCAGCAGCGCCACUCGCCGCAUCACCACCACCAGCAGCAGCUUCAGCAGCACCAUCACCAUCAUCACUCCUCGUCCUCGCAUCGGCUGUACUAUCCGCCGGGUAGCUAUGCCUCGCAAAAGUACAGCCAGCACGGCAGCUACUAUCCGCAUUUGCAGCACUACGGCGACGAGACGCUGCUCUAGGCGGGAUUAGGCCCGAUUCGGCCCCCGAUUUCCAGUCAAAUGUUCCUGCGGCAGCUGCUGUGCCAAAGUCAGUCCCAGUACCAUAACGUAAAGGGUCUUAGGUUUAGGGUGUCUCCGCUGCACAGCAAGUCGAAAGUGGGGAAGGGGAUUAGUUGUUUGUUGCACAAUGAUCGUAUAAUAACCAUAUCCCAACUACUCCUAGUUACGUUGCCCUGCUCCCCUAGAGAACAAUGCAUAAUGCCUAUAUCCUAUGUACUGUGUAUAUAACCCGGGAAAUGCCCUCUUACUUAGCGUAGGCCUCUAACGAUAGGUCAUUGGUCAUCUACCCCCCAUAAUGUAUUGUAAUUGCCCUUGAUGGGCGUCAUAUCCUAUUUUUGGUGUGUACUUAAUGUUGCUCCUAAUUAGUUGCCCCCUGCGACGCCUUUUUGCCGUUUUGGUGUAACCAAAUUCAAUAAUCGCUCUUGCCUUUUAGACAUCUAGUGCGUACAUAUUUAGCAUUUUUAUAUAACUAUUUUUUUUUUUUGUUUUGAGUUAGAGAGAGAAACACGCAGCAACCAAAUACUGUGAUACGCAUGUUCAUGUCUUCAAAAACUAGCCCUGAAACGGGGGCGCCAACUUGCUGUCUUCUACUUCCACUGAUGCCGAAACAAGUGUACUUAACAAACGAGAAACAAAUGCAAUUGCAAUCCUAGACGUAAUGCCUAAUUGUAUUCAGUGUGCCAUUAGCUUUAGGAACUUGACUGAGCAAGUCAAAAACACAAGAAUGCCUUGGGAAGGCCGUUGUUCGAAGGAACUUUGGGGUUCCUUGUUGUUUCUACAGUUUUAUCUUACAGAAAUCUAUUCCCUGGCAUUAAAAACUAUUUUUAUACAUUAGUUCUAUCAAAAUUCCUGGAAUAUCUUCUAUAAGAAAGCCUGUGUAUCAUCAAGGUCAUUGCCCUAAAGCUUCGGCGAAGAACGUAUGCCACGACAAGGCCUAAUUUUUAUACUAAACCCUUAUACAACUUGGGACUUUACGAAUCGUAUGGAUCCCAACUAACAGUAUGUGUAUUUUGUAUUGUGUACUUUUUUAUUACUAUAUAUGUAACUUAUUUGCUAGCGAAUAAAGUGUCGAAAAGUUAA